AUGUUUGGUCAGUCUUUUGGGCGGAAAUGUUGUGAAACAGUGCCACGUGGCUUUUUCUCCGCUAUUGAGAGUUCUAAAAGCCCGUGUGCUGUCGUGAAUCAUCUUUUUACAAAAAAAAACGAAAGCGCUCUAUUCUCCUCUUCCAUUGUAAUAUCACUUUUUUUUGCCAACUCUCAUGAAUCAUACAAUAUUUCUCUCGAUCUCUCUUCCUCUUCGGUUCGGUUCGUUCGCAAACGAAACCAAAGCAACCGUACCAAAUCUGAUAGAAAAAGAAAGAAAGAAAGAGAGAGAGAGAGAGAAAGAGUACAAUAAUCUCAUUUAUAAACACAAAAACCGACGGGGAAAAGGAAAAGGAAAAGGGAAAAGGUACAAACUUUUGACUUUUGACUUUCACUUUACUUUUUCGUGUUUCUUCUCCGUCUUGAUUCAACCCGUCAAUUGUUUGUGUAUGCACAUUUUCGAUGACUCGAGCACUAACUGAAACAGUUUUCAUUUGUUUGGCACCACGCCAAGCCUUCUAACGUUUUGCUCAAAGUUUCAUAACUGGUGAGCAAGUUGCUCAUUAGUGGUGCACUCUAUUUUCACAAUUCUCAUCAUCGACAAAUAGUCAUUUCCGGACGAAUCAGCAUAAAAGUCAGUCGUCGAAUGCGAUAAUAGUCAUUGUCAAGUCGUCUCCAAAAUUUCCGAAACGCAACUUUCACUCCUACCUUUUCCAUUUCUCCGUCUCCAAACUGCCUAAUUGUAGCCUUCGCGCGUCUAAUUAUUCGGAAUUUUCGCUCUUUCUGUCCAUGUCCAUGUACACACAUACAUUUCUAAAUAAUAUUUUCCAUUUUCCCACAAGUCAUGAGAGAGUAUAUCAGGCGAGGAGGAGUGUGGCGAGGAAGAGAAUAGGAUUACGGUAGUUGAGAGGAGCCAUGCGCACGCGCGCGCCCGUCCGUCUCGCUCUUCUCGUUUCCAUCGCAUCUGUUGUGCAGAGCAGAGAAGAGAGAGAGAGAGAGAGAGAGAGAGAGAGAGAGAGAAGAAGUGACGGCGCCCGGUUAUUGAUUCACAAGGGCGCCGGCACUUUUCGAUUGCGACACUAGUACUGUUUCACAAAAUCGCCAAGUGCAUUGGCACACCUACCUUUGUAGUACUGUCAGAAGAAAAAUGAAUAAAUGCGUUUUCAGGUUGUCUGUCUCCGCAGAAAGCCCCAGCUUUCAGUGCUGAGCAAGAGAAGAUGCUCAAAGCGAACAGAGCCAACGAGCCGCAGAGCUUCGUGAAGGGAAAUGUGAGUUGCAUUCCAUUUGGCCGGUUUUCGGUGCGUUUCCGCUCAAAUUCGCCACUUUCAGGACACAAAAGCGGACCUGAUCGACCUGGAAGAAGUGGUCACCAAUUGGGCGAAAGCCAUCUUCGACGUGACCAAAACGAAGGCGGAAGGCAAAAUCAAGAAGAAGUAUCUUGCGGUGAGCAUUGAAAUUGAUGAGCUCCUCCAUUCCCCCCUCCCCCCAAAGGAUUUGCUCAUUCGCUCAUUCGCUCAUUUCUAGAUCUAAUUACGGAAAUUGCCUCGAAAUUGGCACCUUCCAACGGAAAUUGAGCAUGAAAAUUGAUAGGUUUUGAGCAUAAACGAGCAGCAGCGGCGGCCCAUGUGUGUGUGUGUUUAAUCCGAACGAAUGAGGGGGGACGGAAUGGACAGAAGCGAGUAAUGAAUUGAAUGCGCGCGAAAGCGGAAAGAAAAGAGGCGAGGGGAUGACAAAAAUCACCCAGGGGACACUGCACAUAUGGUUUCAUUCAUUCGAAUUUAAAUACAAUGAGCUCGCCGAGCCUCAUUUACUUCUUGGAUUGAUGGCUCAACGAUUCGAGUGGACCAUCGGGUGUCUGUAGAUGAUCGGACGGGUGUAACUCGUAAAUCAAGACGGUGUUGGUCGCCCUUUGACACCUCGGCGCCGCCAACGCGUACACUGGUUAACACUGUGUUAAUGAUGGCCAGGCGCGCAACUUACUCGCUUUACCCGAUCACAAAUAAUGGGCCAACUUGAGGGAGUCUUGUAGAAGGCAACCGUCCGAAGACUAUUAUCGUGUUUGUUUUUCAGUACAACAUCAACUGGACGAAGCUCUUCCAAGAGUGCUCCGAGCCAAUCUACACGGUUCUUGGAGCCAAACCGAAUGUUGUUGACGCGGUGGGUACCUUUUCUGAUCUCUUUUUCUCUAUUUUCCUUAAUCGAUGUUCUUCAGAAGCAAGACGAGAAGGUGAUCUUCAAAACGACGUUCACGAACACGACGCAACGCGAGCAGGAGUACUCGUUCAAGACGGAACGAGCCACUCGCAGCUCGUCGACAGUUAUCAUCGAGAAGGGAGUCUGCCGGGGAGCGGAGGUCUCGUUGAAACUGAAAACGCCGUGCGAGGUGGUCGAAGCGAACGCCGGAUUCACGACCGAAGUGAUGCUCAACCACAUUGGCGAGAACACGAACGAGGAGGAGCUGACGUGGGGCGUCGACAGUUGUGUGAAGGUGCCGCCGAAUGCGGAGACCGUCGCCGAGCUUGUCAUUAUUGAGGAUAUUGUGAGUUUCAUUUUCUAUUUGUUUACCGGUUAAUCAGGUACUUUUAUGCGACUCUUGGACGUUUAGAAACCGCGAAAUUUUGAAACUAGGUACUGAUGAGAGACCGUUUAUUCAAGACAAUAUAUCUGAGCUGCCAGAAGAGAUAUCAAUUAGUUGUCAACUAAUAAAAUGAUCAGUAAGAAAUUUUGCACAUUUUCUCAGUUGACCACUUUUUGAUAUCUCCACGGACAGUAGAGGUACAGGCUAGAAAUGCUUACAGUACUCCUUGUUCAGGUGACUCGUGAUUUCCGCAUCGAGAACCGACUGAGCGGCAAAGUUCUGGUGACAAGUGAGUGUCCUCUUUUUCCAUUUUCAUGCAAAUUCAAUGCGUCAAGAGUCCUUGACUGACUCAACCACCACACCCCCUAAUAAACACUUUCGAGUGUGAAUUGGAUUGCCUCUCCCGCUUUCCUUAAUUCUCCCCCCCCCUCUACACAUAAAGGGAUUUCAGUCACCAAUCUGAAGGAGAACAACAGUCUGGUCACUAUCAUCGAGGGAAACAUUUGCGACAUUGUGCGCGGACUUCCCGACUACACCGCCAAGGGAUUCCGAUUCGACGGUCCGGCGGCGAUCUACGAGACACGUGGCCAGUGCAUCUUCCGGUACGGAAUCGAGCAGAAGGUCCGCAUCAACGAGUUCUCGUUGAGCUCUUCGGGCAGAAAGUACUGA
This is a messenger RNA of Caenorhabditis sp. 36 PRJEB53466, 3246 nucleotides long. Lineage: Eukaryota; Metazoa; Nematoda; Chromadorea; Rhabditida; Rhabditidae. The record is from the annotation of a GenBank genome assembly.